Molecule: messenger RNA, 6851 nt
Organism: Heterocephalus glaber (naked mole-rat)
Lineage: Eukaryota; Metazoa; Chordata; Mammalia; Rodentia; Bathyergidae
Gene: Atg2a
Product: autophagy related 2A
Biological process (GO): autophagy of mitochondrion; autophagy of peroxisome; reticulophagy
Cellular component (GO): phagophore; phagophore assembly site
Molecular function (GO): protein-membrane adaptor activity; phosphatidylinositol-3-phosphate binding
Source: RefSeq, a predicted model, not a curated record
AGGCUGGGGGAGCCAGGCGGGAUGGCUCCAGCGGCAAUCUGGGCUGCUGGACUCUGAUGCAAGCUGCCAAUCUCACACUCACUUGAUUCCACUGGAAAGCCUUCUACGAAGUUUGAUGGGACAAUGUCCCUUUAAAUCCUUCCCAACCACCUAAAGUAGUCGGAAGAGUCCGCACAGGCGCAUUCCUCUGCGUGAUCGGCACCACCCCGCCCCAACAGUCGGCCCCCCAGUCAGUGUGUUGGGGAGUAGGAGGUGGUUUUAAAGGUCCUCCCACACAGUACUUCUACGCAAGCGUACAUCAUGAUUGAGAGCACUAUAUCACGCCGUGAGCCCAGUCACUUUUUCCGCUUCUAAAGGCUCCGCCCUCCACGACCAAUCAGCGGGACGUACCCUUUCCUAAGGCCAAUGGCAGCGAGGGUGGGGGCGUGUCCAGGUGUCCGGGGGCGCGGCCUGGCGCUGAGAGAAGCUGCUGGGAGAGCCCGGGGCUCUAGUGAACAGCGCAGCCGGACGGGAUCACCGGCUGGCGGCCCGUGGAGGCGGCCCGGGCCCGGCGGUCCCCGAGAUGUCACGAUGGUGUCUGUGGUCGAACUAUGCGAAAGAGCGGGUGUGUCGCUACUUGCUGCACCGCUACUUGGGUCACUUCUUCCAGGAGCACCUCAGCCUGGACCAGCUCAGCCUGGAUCUCUACAAGGGCUGCGUUACCCUGCGGGACAUCCACUUGGAGAUCUGGUCUGUGAACGAGAUGCUGGAGUCAGUGGAGUCGCCGCUGGAGCUGGUGGAAGGCUUUGUGGGCUCCAUCGAGGUGGCUGUGCCCUGGGCUAAGUUGCUCACCGAACAUUGCACUAUGCGUGUGUCGGGCCUCCAGCUCACCCUGCAGCCCCGCCAGUGCCCAGGGCCAGGGGCUGCUGACUCACAGACCUGGGCUUCAUGUAUGACCACAAGCCUGCAGCUGGCUCAGGAGUGUCUGGGUGAUGGGCUGUCUGACCCCUCAGAGCCACCACAGCCCCUAGAGGGGCUGGAGAUGUUCGCACAGACCAUCGAGACUGCUGCUGUACCUGAUCUUAGCCCGCACCACCCUGCAGUGCUGCGGACGAUCAAGGUGACUUUGCUGGACACUGUCGUGAGGAUAGAGCACUCGCCCAGAGACCGGGAGCAUGGCAUGGCCCUGGAGGUCCAUGUGCAGAGACUGGAGUACUGUGAUGAGGUGGUCCGGGACCCAAGCCAGGCACCCCAAGUGGAUGUGCACCAGCCACCUGCCUUCUUGCACAAGCUGCUGCAGCUAGCAGGGGUCCGCCUGUACUUCGAGGAGCUCUCCCAACAGGCAGAACCACCAGAGCCCCCCUUGCAGAUUGGCAGCUGUUCAGGGUACAUGGAGCUGACGGUGAAGCUAAAGCAGAAUGAGGCUUUCCCAGGCCCCAAGUUGGAGGUGGCAGGACAGCUGGGCUCCCUGCACCUGCUCCUGACCCCGAGGCAACUCCAGCAGCUUCUGGAACUUCUCAGUGCUGUCAGGCUUGCAGAACCAGAAGGCCUGGCUGACAAGUUGAACAAGAGCCGCCCACUAGGUGCUGAAGACCUGUGGCUGAUUGAGCAGGAUCUGAACCAGCAGCUGCAGGCUGGCGCUGUGGCUGAACCCCUCAGCCCAGACCCCCUUACUAACCCCCUUCUCAAUGUGGACAGCACUGACCUCUUCUUCUCCAUGGCUGGCCUCACAAGCAGUGUGACCUCAACUGUCUUGGAGUUACCUCUCUCUGACGUAGACAUAGGGUCCUCUGUGCACAGCAACAUAGCCUCCUGCCAGCUCUCUGCCCCGACCUGUGCAGCAGGAAAGGCGGCCCCUACUCCCUUUCUGGACAACAUGCGCCCUGACUCGCUGCUGAAGAUGACCUUGGGGGGCGUGACCUUGACCCUGCUCCAAACAUGCACCCCAUCUUCCGGACCACCUGACCUCUCCACCCACUUUUUUGCUGAGUUUGAUGCCACCAAGGAUGGGCCCUUCGGCUCCCGAGACUUCUACUACCUUCGGCCACGCUUCAAGAAGGCCUGUCCCUAUAGCCAUGUCCGGCUGACAGGCGCAGCCGUGCAGCUGUCAUGGGAACUGCAGACUGGCAGUCGGGGCCGACGAGUGACCAGCACAGAUGUGCACUUUGGGCAGCUGGAGGUGCUGGAGUGCCUGUGGCCCCAGGGCAGUUCAGAGCCUGAGUACACAGAGAUUCUGAGUUUUCCCAGUAGCCUGGGCUCCCAGGCCUCAGCUCAGCCCUGCGCCCACCUGCGCCACAUACAGACUCUGCGCCGCAUGCUCAAGAGCCGGUCCCGGCGUUCUGUUGCCUGCCAUUGCCACUCAGACCUGGCCCUGGACCUGGCUGACUUCCAAGCAGAUGUGGAGCUGGGGGCCCUGGACCGACUCGUUACCCUGCUGCACCUUGCCACUACACCCCCCCAGCCUCCAGCCAGCCUGCUGACAGAGCCCCCGUUGGCCACUGAGCAGCAGACAGUGUUUCGGCUCUCAGCACCCCGGGCCACACUGAGGCUGCGCUUCCCCAUUGCCGACCUGCGGCCUGAGCGAGACCCCUGGGCAGGAGGCCAAGCUGUGCGGGCCGAGCAGCUGCGGCUAGAGCUGAGUGAGCCCCAGUUCCGGUCAGAGCUCAGCAGUGGGCCUGGUCCCCCAGCCCCUACCCGCCUAGAACUCACUUGCUCUGACUUGCAUGCAACCUAUGAAGAUGGAGAGAAGCCACCCAUUCCCUGCCUGCGUGUCUCCAAAGCCCUGGACCCCAAGGGCACUGGGCGCAAGUACUUUCUGCCCCAGAUAGUGGUGACCCUGAACCCCCAGUCUGGCAGUGCACAGUGGGAGGCUGCCCCCGAGAAGGCAGAGGACCUGGAGCUGUCCACUGAGAGCCCGUGCGAGCUGCAGGAGCCUGAGCCCUCGCCUUUCUCCUCCAAGAGGACCAUGUAUGAAACAGAAGAGAUGGUAAUCCCUGGAGACCCCGAGGAGAUGAGGACGUUCCAGCACCGGACCCUGGCACUGUCCCGCUGCAGCCUGGAAGUGACCCUGCCCAGUGCCCAUGUCUUCCUGCCCAGUAAAGAGAUCUAUGAGAGCAUCUACAAUAGGAUCAAUAAUGACCUGCUCAUGUGGGAGCCUGCAGACCUUUUCCCCACUCCCGGUCCUACUACCCGCCCGUCUGGCUUCUCCAGCUCCUCAGGCCUCUGGCACGACAGCUUCAAGAUGUGCAAGUCAGCCUUCAAGCUGGACUCAGACUCAGAUGACGAGGAUAUCCACUUCUUCUCAGUGGGGGCAUCAGGUGCCCCCCAGGCUCCUGCCCCUGAGCCCCCGAGCCACCAAUCCCAGAGCACCUUCUCUACACUGGUAACGGUGCUAAAGGGCAGAAUCACAGCUCUCUGUGGGGCUAAGGAUGAGAGUGGGAAGCGGCUGGAGGGUGCACACGGUGAGAUGGUGCUGGAUGUGGAACAUGGCACCCUCUUCAGUGUCUCCCAGUACCGUGGCCAGCUGGGCCUCGGCUACUUCUGCCUGGAAGCUGAGAAGGCGACACUCUACCACCGAGCAACCGUGGAUGACUACAUGAUGCCCAGUCACCUGCAUCUGCCCAGCUUUGCCCCCCCGGCCCACCUGGCCCCAACCAUCUACCCGUCAGAGGAGGGGAUGAUUGAGCGGGGAGCCUCAGGCCGCAAGGGCCACGGCCACGGUGCCCCAAUGCUGACUACUGCAGUGCGGAUCCACUUGGACCCCCACAAGAAUGUUAAGGAGUUCCUGGUGACACUACGGCUACACAAGGCCACGCUGCGCCACUACAUGUCCCUGCCUGAACAGAGCUGGCACUCCCAGCUCUUGGAGUUCUUGGAUGUGCUGGAUGACCCUGUGCUGGGCUACCUGCCCCCGACAGUCAUCACCGUCCUGCACACACACCUGUUCUCCUGUGCUGUGGACUAUAGACCCCUCUACCUCCCAGUGCGUGUCCUCAUUACUGCCGAGACCUUCACGCUCUCCAGCAACAUUGUCAUGGACACGUCAACCUUCUUGCUCAGGUUCAUCCUCGAUGACUCCGCUUUGUACCUGUCCGACAAGUGUGAGGUGGAGACCUUGGAUCUGCAGCGAGAUUAUGUCUGUGUCCUGGACGUUGAUCUCCUGGAGCUGGUGAUCAAAACCUGGAAGGGGAGCACAGAGGGCAAACUGGUGCGUGUGGCCGGCACUGGGCCAGGGAGCCUGAGCCAGCCGCUGUUUGAGCUUCGCUGCUCCAACAACGUGGUGCAUGUGCACAGCUGUGCCGACGCCUGUGCCCUACUGGCCAACCUGCUCCAGUACGUAACGAGUGCAGGCGACCUGCACCCCCCGCCCCGGCCCCCCAGCCCCACGGAGAUCGCCGGCCAGAAGGUACAGCUCUCUGAGAGCCCUGCCUCCUUGCCUUCCUGCCCCCCGGCGGAGACAGCCCUCAUCAACCAGCGGGAUCUGACCGACGCACUCCUGGACACAGAGCGCAGCCUGCGGGAGCUGACGCAGUCUUCAGGCGCCCCACUCCCUCAGGCCUCGCCCGUCUCUGUCUACCUGUUCCCCGGUGAAAGGAGUGGAGCCCAGCCCCCUUCUCCCCCUCCUGGGGGCCCUGCUGACAGCUUAGGGUCCUGCUCCGAGGCCACUGACGGUGACAAGGAAGAGGAGGGGGACGGAGACACUCUGGACAGUGAUGAGUUCUGCAUCCUGGACGCUCCUGGCCUGGGCAUCCCGGUGCGUGGCGCAGGGGCUGGCUCAGUUCCUGCCUUCCAGCCCCGAGACGGAGAGCCUGUGGUGACCCAGCUGCACCCAGGCCCCAUCAUCGUGCAGGACGGAUACUUCUCCCGGCCACUGGGCAGCACAGACCUACUGCGGGCGCCUGCCCACUUCCCAGUACCCAGCAGUCGCGUGGUGCUACGUGAGGUCUCCCUGGUCUGGCACCUCUAUGGAGGCCGAGACUUUGGCCCCCACCCAGGCCACAGAGCAAGAGUUGGCCUCACAGGUCCUAAGGGCUCCCCUUCCCGCUGCUCUGGCUCCAACCGGCCCCAGAACUCAUGGCGAACACAGGGUGGCAGUGGGCGGCAGCACCAAGUCCUCAUGGAGAUCCACCUCAGCAAGGUGAGCUUCCAGCACGAGGUAUACCCAGAGGAGCCAGCUGCUGACUCCACUCCAGGCCAGGAGGUGGAGGAGCGGCCACUGUCUCGCCAGGUGCUCAUUGUGCAGGAGCUGGAGAUCCGCGACCGGCUUGCCUCCUCCCAGAUCAACAAGUUUCUGCACUUGCACACGAGUGAGCGGCUGCCGCGGCGCACCCACUCCAACAUGCUCACCAUCAAAGCUCUGCACGUAGCCCCCAUCAGCAACCUGGGCGGCCCCGAGUGCUGUCUUCGCGUCUCGCUGAUGCCUUUGCGGCUCAAUGUGGACCAGGAUGCCCUCUUUUUCCUCAAGGACUUCUUCAGCAGCCUGGUUGCUGGCAUCAACCCAGUAGUCCCAGGGGAAACCUCUGAGGUUCACCCUGAGACCUGGGGCCCCCAGGAAGCACAGCCCAAGGGCCCAGAGAUGAGUGACUUGAAGGAGGGCCCCAGUGGUGGACACAGCCCUGCUGAGCCCCAGCCCAUCUACUUCAGGGAGUUCCGCUUCACGUCCGAGGUGCCCAUCUGUCUGGAUUACCACGGCAAGCACAUCUCCAUGGACCAGGUGGGCACCUUCGCAGGCCUCCUCAUCGGCCUAGCCCAGCUCAACUGCUCCGAGUUGAAGCUAAAGCGGCUCUGUUGCCGACAUGGGCUCCUAGGUGUGGACAAAGUGCUGGGCUAUGCUCUCAAUGAGUGGCUGCAGGACAUUCGCAAGAACCAGCUGUCUGGCCUGCUGGGGGGCAUCGGGCCCAUGCACUCUGUCAUCCAGCUCUUCCAAGGGUUUCGGGACCUGCUGUGGCUGCCCAUCGAGCAGUACAGGAAGGACGGGCGCCUCAUGCGGGGGCUGCAGCGUGGGGCCGCGUCCUUCGGCUCAUCCACGGCCUCUGCUGCCCUGGAACUGAGCAACAGGCUGGUGCAGGCUAUCCAGGCUACUGCUGAGACGGUUUAUGACAUCCUGUCCCCAGUGGCACCUGUGUCCCGCUCGCUGCAGGACAAGCGCUCUGCACGGAGGCUGCGCAAGGGCCAGCAGCCUGCUGACCUCCGAGAGGGCGUGGCCAAAGCCUACGAUGCAGUGCGGGAGGGCAUCCUGGACACAGCUCAGACCAUCUGUGAUGUGGCGUCGCGUGGUCAUGAACAGAAGGGGCUGACGGGUGCUGUGGGGGGUGUGAUCCGCCAGCUGCCCCCGACCGUGGUGAAGCCGCUCAUUGUGGCCACUGAGGCCACAUCCAAUCUGCUUGGGGGGAUGCGCAACCAGAUCCUGCCUGAUGCCCACAAGGACCAUGCCCUCAAGUGGCGCUCGGAGGAGGCCCAGGACUGACAAGGGCUCCAGGACCCAGGGCCACCCUGCUGGCCCACCCCAGGGGUGCCACCCGCUCUCAGCCUCCUGAGAGCAGCAACCCACAGGGGCCGGAUGAAGGCCCCUCUGGGGACGGCCACUGUGAAGGACGCCUGCCCAUUGCUAAUCGGUUGGGAGAGUGGGGCCUCGGCCCUGUCCGCACUUUUCUUCCAGGGAGGACACUGCCCUCCCCUCCACCUAGGCCUCACUGCUGCCUUGACCCAGGACGGAGGCUUUCGGACCCUCAGACCCGACCCCACUGAGCCAAGUGUCUGUGUCUCGUGGGGAGGUGGGGACAGACGCCGUGAGGAGCGGUGUGUUAUUUUUAAACAACUUGAGUGUGUGGGUCAGUGUCUGCAUGAAGUGGAAUAAACUGACCACCACCGGC